This is a messenger RNA of Salvia hispanica, 2262 nucleotides long. Its product is annotated as beta-hexosaminidase 3-like. Gene Ontology annotation, biological process: carbohydrate metabolic process; glycosaminoglycan metabolic process. NCBI's taxonomy places the organism in Eukaryota, Viridiplantae, Streptophyta, Magnoliopsida, Lamiales, Lamiaceae. Gene Ontology annotation, cellular component: membrane. Gene Ontology annotation, molecular function: beta-N-acetylhexosaminidase activity. The record is from RefSeq and is a predicted model, not a curated record.
AUUUUUAGAACAUUUGCACUCCAAUUGAUUUUGAUCAAAACUAUGUGUCUAUGUCAAUAAAUUGUUUCUUUUUCCAAUUUUCAGUUGUAAUUUUUUUUAAAGCAUUUUAGAUGAAUAAAAAUAAAAAAUAAAGGGAACCUCAUAUUUUUGAAAAGGCAAUUAUUUAAAAAUGAAAUAAAAUUAAUUAAUGAAUAUAUUACUGUUAUAGCGGUUGAGACAUAAAGGCGGGGAGCCUUUGUUAUUUGAACUGAAUUCAGCACCAGAAAAGCAAAAAUCACUCUCAUGGAGGAGAGAGAAAGCCCAAAUAUCACACACAUCACACGCACUGAAUGUGAAUAAUUUAAUCUGUAUGUUUUGAUUCAUCGCAUAAUUUUUGGAAUUAGGUUUGAAAAAAUCUAUGGUUACUUCACCCAUAAUGCGUUUGCGAUAUUGCCUCACCGAAUCAAACAAUUUGCUUCUUUUAGCUCUGCUUCAAAACCUCAAGGAAAGAAGUUCGGUGGAAUUUGACAGUUUCUAGGAUGUUAAGGAUGGGAAGAACGAGGCUAAAAAUUGAGUACAUUUGGUACUUGGUGUGUUUUUUGGCCAUACCAUGUGAUGCAGAUGAUAAAAAUGAGAUCAAUAUAUGGCCGAUGCCAGUUUCUGUGAGCUUUGGCUCUGGAAAUCUCCAUCUCAGCAAUGAUUUCGAGCUCAUAACCAAAGGAAGCAAGUUUGCUGAUGCUUCUGGGAUUCUCAAAGAGGCGUUCUUUAGAACAAUUGAUAUCGUCAGAUCAAGUCAUGUUGUUGAAUUAGAUACUUCCAAGAUCAAUCCUUCCUUCGUGCUCAAAGGAAUUCAUGUAAUUAUUUCAUCUCCUUCUGAUGAGUUGCAAUAUGGCAUUGAUGAGUCAUACAAGCUGAAUAUCCCUGCUCAUGGAAAACCAGUUUAUGCCUACAUUGAGGCUAAAACUGUUUAUGGAGCUUUGCAUGGGCUGCAGACGUUUAGCCAAAUCUGUAGCUAUAGCAUUUCAUCAAGAGGGAUUUUGGUCCAUCAAGUUCCAUGGAUUAUUGCUGAUCAGCCAAGGUUCUCGUAUCGAGGCCUUUUGAUCGAUACAGCCAGACAUUAUCAGCCCUUACAAAUGAUAAAGAAAAUUAUUGAUGCAAUGGCUUAUACUAAACUGAACGUGCUGCAUUGGCAUAUCGUGGAUAAACAAUCUUUUCCUCUUGAGAUUCCAUCAUAUCCAAAGUUGUGGGAUGGCUCUUUUACAAUUUUUGAACGCUACACAGUUGCUGAUGCUGCAGAGAUUGUGAGUUAUGCUAAGAAACGCGGGAUUAAUGUGUUGGCUGAAAUCGAUGUUCCUGGCCAUGCUGAAUCCUGGGGGGUUGGAUAUCCUUCUCUGCGGCCUUCAGAAAAUUGCACGGGGCCACUUGAUGUUAGUAAUGAUUUUACCUUCAAAUUAAUUGAUGGAAUUCUUUCGGAUUUUAGUAAGAUCUUCAAGUUUAAAUUUAUUCACCUCGGAGGCGAUGAAGUCGAUACUAGUUGCUGGAUCAUAACUCCUCAUGUGAAAAGUUGGUUACAAAAGCAAGGGAUUGAUGACUCAGAUGCUUAUCAGUAUUUCGUGUUGCGAGUGCAAAAACUGGCAUUGUCCCAUGGCUAUGAAAUAAUUAACUGGGAAGAAGCUUUCAAUGACUUUGGAAGUAAGUUGAACCCCCAAACCGUGGUACAUAAUUGGAUUGGGGGAGGUGUUGCUGAAAAGAUUGUUAAAACAGGACUGCGCUGUAUAGUGAGCAACCAAGACAAAUGGUACUUGGACCACUACAUUCGUUGGCAAGAUUUCUACUCCAACGAGCCACUCGAAAACAUCACAAACCACGAGUUGCACAGUCGUGUCCUUGGUGGCGAGGUGUGCAUGUGGGGCGAGCUAAUUGACGCCGGUGAUAUCGAACAGAUGGUGUGGCCCCGGGCUGCUGCAGCUGCUGAGAGGAUGUGGACAAGCUAUGACAAGCUUGCCAAGGAUCCAAGUGAUGUAAGGGGCCGAUUGUCGCAUUUUAGGUGUCUGCUGAAUCAAAGGGGCGUAGCUUCUAGUCCGUUGGAAGGAUUAGGCAAAACGAGACCGUAUGGGCCUGGUUCUUGUUACAUGAAAUGAUAUAGUAGCAGCAGUUGUGGAUUUUUCUUCAAAAGAUAAAUAAUCAUCUAAAUUACUGAUCUAGGCAUUGAAACUAUGUUACUUUGCUUAUAAUUUUGAUCCCUAUCAAUUUAACAAUGAAAAUAGAUUCAUAUUUGUACAA